Molecule: messenger RNA, 1043 nt
Organism: Marchantia polymorpha subsp. ruderalis
Lineage: Eukaryota; Viridiplantae; Streptophyta; Marchantiopsida; Marchantiales; Marchantiaceae
Source: the annotation of a GenBank genome assembly
AGGGUCUCCUCUUUUGCUCAUCCGCCUCCUUUCCACUGCAAGAAUGAGGAUUUAAACUGUAUACUGCUCAGAUACUGGAUCCUCAGUCCAGUCUCAAACUCAAAUCGAUGGGUUCGGUAAAGGUCGAUACAGCUCAGCACAUUGGAGUUUGACAUAGAUCCAUCAAUGAGAUCCAUAUGGGGACAGCGGCCCUUCAGUUAUUGCCACAUUACAAUGAAGUUCAGUCUCUGGCACGUGUUCCCAACCCUCACAUGGCGAGGAGAAUAAGGAAUGAGGACGAACGAGAAUUAGGAUGCGAAGAAGCAAAACGAGGUGCUAUAAAACACGGGAGAAGAAUCCUCCCGCAGCAAGGCCAGGUGGCGAACUCACGCAUAGCAUGGGAUCCUCUGCUGGAAGGACUUUUGUAGUCAUGUGAUGCAUAAGAAGCUGAUUCAAUUGUCAAAGUCAGAAAUUUCAGAUGAAAAGCGUGUGUUCCGUGACAGACAAGGGAAACUCACGUUGAUUCUUUGGCGACUGAAGAAAUUAAUGUCAGCUCUCACAGAUUCGAGUCUAGUCAAGGUCGUUGUCGAAUUGACGAGUUACAGCUGUAGGAGACACGUUCGGUAUCCCCUUGGUAUCGACUUCAUUUACCUUUCAUUACACUAACGUCAAAUGAUAGAAGUACGUGCAAAUCUGUAGCCCAUGUGACCAGAGAACAGAAGAUGGAGAAUCAUCCUGCCCCGCACCUACACUGGGAACACAGGGAAUCAAGCAAAUUUAGUUUGGUAUCAUCGGUUUGUCGUUCAGUGUACGUCAAGUUGGUUUUCUUCCCCUCCUCUUGGGUUCGACUUGCAGAAGAGAACGACUUACAGAGUUUCACCAGCACGCCCUUUUCACCUCCUCUUCUAUGGAUCUCUGCUGCUCUCUUGCAGACACCUCAAGCCACUGCAUUGCCCUGGGAGGACGCAACAGGGUUCCGAGGUCACACACUAGAGUAACAUGCCACGACCACCACAUUGAAGGCUGAUGCAGCAAUCCGUCCAGGGAGUUCAUUUUUAGUAAAG